Cephus cinctus (wheat stem sawfly) is the source of this 2362-nucleotide messenger RNA. Its product is annotated as sodium-coupled monocarboxylate transporter 1. Bases 223 to 1968 code for a protein of 581 amino acids. Gene Ontology annotation, molecular function: symporter activity. NCBI's taxonomy places the organism in Eukaryota, Metazoa, Arthropoda, Insecta, Hymenoptera, Cephidae. The record is from RefSeq and is a predicted model, not a curated record. Gene Ontology annotation, cellular component: membrane. Gene Ontology annotation, biological process: sodium ion transport; transmembrane transport. The transcript has 9 exons.
GUAAACGUUAUAAAUUGCGUCCUUUACUGGAAUUUUACUAUGUCACAUCCGAAGUAUCGUGGCACAUCUAAAUCAGCCUGCCUUGUCAGUAUCUUAACUGAACUCCGAGGAGAACAUCUUUUUGAAGCGAAAAGCGACUCUACCGAUAAUAUCAGCAAUCAAAAAAAAAGCUAAAUAAAUUCUUGCUAAGUACUGAAUAUAAUAAAUAAAAAAAUUAUAAAAAUGCCCGGUAACGAUUCAGUCGUGUCAAUGGUUCAUCUCACGUUUGACUGGAUUGACUACAGUAUAUUCAUAAUAAUGCUCCUAGUGAGCUUUCUUAUUGGUACUUAUUUUGGAUUCUUUAGUAAACAAGACAAUGCCACGGAAUAUCUUUUGGGCGGAAAGACCAUGAGUUACUUUCCAGUAGCUGUGAGCUUGACUGCCAGUCACGUGUCAGGUAUCACACUCCUUGGUAUACCAACAGAAGUUUACUCAUAUGGAACCCAAUACGCAGUAAUCAUCUUCGCGUCAAUUUUCACAUGCAUCAUUAAUGUCUGCAUCUUCAUCCCAGUCUUCUACGAGCUUCAAAUCGCAAGUACAUUUGAGUACCUGGAGAUGAGGUACGCCAAGUCGAUACGCAUACUCUGUUCUCUUCUCUUCACCAUCACCUUAUUCCUCUACAUACCCAUAGUGAUUUACGUACCUGCCCUGGCCUUUGCACAGGCCACUGGCUGGGGCAUACACGUGAUAACGCCAGUGAUAUCAAUAGUAUGCAUCAUUUACACAAGCCUAGGAGGUCUCAAGGCGGUAGUAUGGACGGAUACUGUACAAUUCUUAACCACCGUCGGUUCGCUCUUCGUCGUUCUUUACUUAGGAAUCAAUUAUUUGAACGGUUUUAGCGAAAUUUGGCGAAUUUCAGCUGAGGGAAAACGCCUUGUAUUCUUCAAUAUGGACCCUAGUCCCUUCAUAAGAUCCAGCUUUUGGAGCGUAGCAAUUGGUUAUACAUUCAUUUUCACGGGACACCUUGGCGUUUAUCAAGGAAGCAUACAAAAAUUUUUAGCAGUCCCAACGCUGUCCGAUGCCAAAAAAGCUAUGUGGGCAACGGGGUUUGGAAUGACAGUUGCUAAAUUAAUAUCUGUCUUUACCGGACUUAUAAUUUACGCCAAGUAUCACGGGUGCGAUCCUUUCACUAGUAAAGCUAUAAUACGCAAGGAUCAAAUAUUGCCGUAUUACGUGAUGGACGUUGCCGACGGUAUUCCUGGCCUUCCAGGACUUUUUCUCUCCGGAUUGAUGAGUGCAUCGCUUUCCACUAUGAGCAUAAAUCUCAACACACUGGCCGGUACGAUAUAUCAGGAUUUUAUUGCGCCAUUCAUACCAGAUCAUUCCAGGAGCGAGUCCAGGGCAGCCACUAUAAUGAAAAUUAUCGUGGUCAUCGUUGGAGUCAUAUCAGUAGGCUUUGUCUUUAUCGUGGAGCAUCUGGGCAAUGUGUUUCAUAUGUCAGUCAGUAUGGGAGCCGUAUCCGGUGGUCCUCUUCUUGGUAUGUUUGUGCUGGGUACUUUGGUUCCUUGGUCCAAUGUGAAGGGCGUCAUGUUUGGUGGCACUGUGUCCUUGGCUGUUAUGAGUUGGAUCAUCUUCGGGGCAGAGUGGUAUAAUGCCCACGGUAUCAUAAAACACACACCACUCCCCAUUAGCACAGAUCAAUGUCCGUCUGCUGUGAAUGAAACUAUACUUAUGGAACCUACUUCACCACCUUUGGAUCCUGAUAAUGAACCUUUGUUUAUUUAUCGGCUGUCCUUUAUGUAUUAUUAUUUCUUGGGUACCCUCAUAACUGUUGUCUUUGGAGUCAUUGGCAGCUACGUUCUUGGGACUGUUAAUCUGAAAGAUGUUAAUCCACGUCACAUUGCACCAUGUAUGAGGAGAUUCCUACCUCGUCGAGAUUACAAGGAAGUACCGCUGAAAGAGCUAUCGAUACGGGAUGUUAAGGAUUAGAGGAAAAUUAAUUAAAGUCACUCAUCACUUCUUAGCCAUUUCUUAUUGUCUCGCGGCGGAUUACACGUGGAGAAUAAUAUUAAAAUAGCAAUCGCUGAGUACAACUUUUAGUUGUACUCCGUUAUACCGAGUAGCACCCGGUAAAUUUCCAAUGAACAUCGUGCGAUGGCAUAAAAAUAGAAACAAAUGUAGCUGCCUAAAUAUUUUCUUACAUACACUCGCGGCAUGAGUUUGUAUUGCGCAAGCGAUAAUCUUACUGCGAAUUCCCAACGUGAAGUAGAGAUCGCGCCGCGUUGUGUGCAGUGAAGAAAAAGGUGUACGUAAGUUUAAAAAUUUUAUAUGAAAACGAAAGAAUAAUGGAAGGCGAAGAAUAAAAAGUUUCUUUUAACAAUGA